Molecule: messenger RNA, 1089 nt
Organism: Mesorhabditis spiculigera
Lineage: Eukaryota; Metazoa; Nematoda; Chromadorea; Rhabditida; Rhabditidae
Source: the annotation of a GenBank genome assembly
AUGAGGUGGCGCCCGGGGAUCAGCUGCUUAUUAUCUAUAUUUAUAUUUGCUACAGUAUCCCUGGCAGAAGAGGCCCAGACGCCGAAACGAACGACGACAGCCCCGUGGACGCCCACCGGCAAGAUUCAGAAGCAGUUCAGGGGUUUCGGCACCCCUCGACCGCCAGGAAUCCAACCCGCCGACGGGGACAACGUCUUGUACGCGUCGGUGUGGGCGACAUGGACGGGGUGGUCCUUCUGCUCGAACGGCGUCCGGAUGCGCGUCCGUGCCUGUAAUACCGUGAGAGGGUUCUCUUGCCUCGGCAGGAAUCAGGAAAUCCAGCCCUGCGACGCGUUCGACCCGAAUUUCGGGGAUGGCCGGAAGCGGAUAGACGACUACGACGUCGUCGACCCGUGGGCCCAGGACCGCGAGGAGGCGAUGAAGCAGCUCUACGAUGAGGAGCCCACGACGCCACCCCCGCCGGGGUCGAACGAGUUGAAGCGCCGGAUGGCCGGGGUGAAGACGCGAAAAAAACGCCAAAGCCCAGCCUCACUAGAGGCCGACCUCCUUGAAGACAUCGAGUUUGCCGAGGGCGCUCAAAAAAGAUACCGUAACCUCAGGAAGCAGAACUACCGUACCCAACGCACCCUGGAACCCCUGAAAACAAUCCCUUCAAAAAGGGAAAUCCCCCAAGCCACCGAGGCCCUCGACAACGAAGCCAUUCAAGCCUUUUCAAGCAGGGUUACGGUGGUCGGGGCAAAAUCUAGAACCCCAAGAAAAAUCGAUCGCGAGUCCGAGACGCUCCACUUGACGCCCACCGUCAAAUUUCGCCGGAAGUUGGUCAGAAGAUUCCAGAAACUACGCGCGGCUCCUAUUGACAUUAAUGUGGAGACUGUACCGGGCCCGGAAAUGAUUUCAGAAGAUUUUAAGGCGAUUAAUGUUAGCUUUUCAAACUUGGACAAUCAUUUUGAGGGCUUGAGAACUACCGUAAGACCAAAACAAGGCGGAAAUCAAAACUUCAAAGUCAUUUCCGAAGCUGAAAGAGGCUACGAAACGAUACGGGAUGACGAUGAGGAAAAUUCUGGAAUUAUCACUGAAGAUGUGGCAGAA